Messenger RNA from Papaver somniferum (opium poppy), 3555 nucleotides. RefSeq names its product autophagy-related protein 9-like. Lineage: Eukaryota; Viridiplantae; Streptophyta; Magnoliopsida; Ranunculales; Papaveraceae. Gene Ontology annotation, cellular component: phagophore assembly site; autophagosome. Gene Ontology annotation, biological process: autophagy of mitochondrion; protein localization to phagophore assembly site. The transcript has 11 exons. The coding region runs from base 634 to 3249 and encodes 871 amino acids. The record is from RefSeq and is a predicted model, not a curated record.
AGAGGGAUAUUCACUGAAUACUUGAAUAAGCGUGAGAGCUGAGACGACGAGAAGAGAACCCAGAACGGCUUCUCAAUAGUUUAAUUAAAAAUAUUCACAACAAUUCUUCCUUCGUUCCACGCAAUCAAACCGAACCCCUCUUCUUCUUCUUCUUCUUUCUCAACUUUUUUCUGGGGUUAAUCAUUUUCAUUCAAUUCUAUUCUUCUUCGACUUCUUCUUCUUCAAUCCUUGUUGUCGCUUCUUUUUCUAACCCCAUCCUCCCUCUGUGUCUUUUUUCAUUGAAGUCAAUCACUUUGUCUUGCAAGUUUUAACCCCCAAAAAAAGUAAAUAACUUUAUUAGAGAAUUGGGUUCUCAUCAAAAUCACUUCUUUCGAUUGCUAUUCAUAGUCUGAUAUCCAAUUCCAACGCCAACCCUCUGUCGGUCUCAGAAGCUCUGGGUGAAUUUGGAGCUUCUUCGAGACAAAGCUGCUCUUAAUUUCAGUCGAUAUCAGUGUAACUCAUCUGCUAAGCCAAUUAAUACUUGAGAUUCAGUGAUUAUUUAGUAUUCCUCUUUACAGGUCUAUAGUUGAACUACCCAAAUGAUCAUUUUGGGGAAUGCACUCUCUCUCGUUAUCUUGGGCUAAGUGUUUGUGAAUGAUGUCCAGUGGACACAAAGGAGUACAUGCCCUCAAACACAACAUUCUUAAUUGGCAAUGGAAAAGAGAAUCGUCGUUAAACCAAGAACUUCUCAUUGAUGUGGCUCCUGAGAUUGAGUUGUCUGACUACCGGAGGCUGCCAAGUUCUAGGAGUGAGAGUCCUUCCGACCUUCUUAACGGGGAAGGCUUGAAUGUGGAACCAAUUGCUGAUCUGGACCUCUUCUUUGAUAGACUUUAUAAAUACUACUGUGAGAACGGACUUCAGUGCAUCAUAAUCAAGUGGGUAGUCGAACUUCUUAGCUUAGGGUUCACCAUAUGCUUUUCUGGUGUAUUCCUUUUAUUUGUCGAUUGGAAUGGUCUUCGCAAUGCAAAGUGUGGGAUAGAGGCAGUUGAAUCUGGGAUUAAACCCUGUGAUUUGGCCAAAGAGGCCUUUCAUCAACACCCAUUAACUCCUUUCACAUUUACCAAAGGGGUCAUUUUGGGGUAUCUAGGAAUAUUUUCCGGAUACUGGAUCUUUACGUUUGUGAGAUUUUGUUAUCAAUUAAAAGAUAUAUUGGAGAUUCGGCGCUUCUAUUAUAAUAGUCUGCAAGUUACUGAUCGUGAAGUUCAAACAAUGCCAUGGGCCACCAUUCUUGAAAAGGUUGUUCAGAUACAAAGGUCACAACAACUCUGUGUUGUAAAAGAUCUCUCUGCACAUGAUAUAAUCAUGCGAAUAAUGCGCAAGGAGAACUACUUGAUUGGGAUGCUCAAUAAAGGCAUUCUUGCUUUCCCAAUCUCUCAGUGGGUACCGGGAUCUGGUCCUGCAGUCAGCUCUGCUGAGUCUGGCAUACGUGGAAGAAGAAAUUGUUUAAUGUUGCCUAAGACUCUUGAAUGGACAUUUAAUUGGUGUAUAUUACAGAGCAUGUUUGACAGAAAUUUUCGCCUGCAGAGUGACUUCAUUUCCAAUCCUACAUCAUUAAGAAGGAGGCUUAUGUUAAUCGGGAUAGCGAUGCUUCUCCUUUCUCCCUUUAGUAUCAUCUUUAUGGUGGUAUUUCACUUUUUGAGGCAUGCGGAACAGUUCUAUAAUCAUCCAAGUAUAGCAUCAUCUCGAAGAUGGUCCAACUUAUCAAGGUGGAUCUUUAGGGAAUUCAACGAGGUCGACCAUUUAUUCAAGCAUCGAAUGAACAGCAGCGUAAUUCAUGCCGACGAAUAUCUGAAGCAAUUUCCCUCUCCAAUUAUUAGCAUCAUUGCGAAAUUUGUCUCUUUUGUUUCUGGGGGCUUCGCUGCUAUUCUUAUCAUAAUUGCAAUACUUGACGAAUCUCUACUUGAAGGGCAUAUAUAUGGUCGUAACCUAUUAUGGUAUGCUGCUGUUUUUGGAACUGUAACCGCUAUUAGCCGGGCAGCCAUCAUGGAGGACCUUCAGGUCCGUAACCCAGAAGGGGCGAUGUCUUUAGUCGUGCAGCACACGCACCAUAUGCCAAAGAGGUGGCGCGGUAAAGAAAAUUCGGAUGUGGUUCGGACAGAAUUUGAAACCUUAUUUCAGUAUACUGGGAUGAUGUUGUUGGAGGAGAUGGCCUCAAUUUUUCUCACGCCAUUUUUACUUAUCUUUGUCGUACCACAGCGCGUGGAAGACAUUUUGCAGUUCAUUUCCAAUUUCACAGUGGAUGUUGAAGGCGUGGGUCAUGUUUGCAGCUUAAGUGUCUUCGAUUUUGAAAGGCAUGGAAAUAGCAACUAUGGUGCACCAUACAAUACACCGCAAACCCAGAGGAGCUCCCAGGGGAAGUUGGAAAAGUCAUUCUUGAGCUUCCACAGCAGUUACCCUACUUGGGAGCCAGAUGCGGCAGGAAAACAAUUUUUAUCAACUCUUAGAAGUUUCCGGGAUCAAAAUUUGCCAGGAAGGACACGACAAGAAUUUCGGUAUCCAAGGAAUUGGCAAUUGAACCUUAAUUUGAGAAACCAAGGAAACAUGGGAGGUAUUCCCAUAACAGGUUAUCAGUUGGGUUCAUUAUGGAUUGUCGAUUCAGAUCAAAAUAGUCACCCAUAUUUGCUAGAUUGGUAUUACACUUCACGUUUCCCCCACACACUGAACGAUUCAGAAGACAUACCACCACCAACUGAAAUGGAGCGUGAUAGAGAUAUUUGGAGACCGAAUAAUCAGGCUGGCACACAAGCAGGACCAAGAUUUGAACAAAACUGGGGUUUCCAUCUGGACGAGGAACGGGCGCGCACUCCUAUGGAACCAUCUACUUCAACUCCUUCGUUCCGGGAAAGUGUAUUACAACAGCACAACACAGGUCAUCUUGAACGUCCUGUUGAGAACCACUGGUGGGCCCGAAAUGAUCAUAAUUCUGGUGGCGGAACCCAGGCAAGUUUUCUUGAGCCUCCAGUUUUCAACCAUCAAAUGUUAGAAAACAUUCAUGAAAACUACUCUGAUAGAAGUUCGGAGGAGCAAGAACAACGGUUAGAUUGGAGGAAUUCUCAAUUGUUAUGUAGAACGACAUGUAUUGAAGAAGAUGUCGCUGGUGCAGAUGAAGAUUUUAAUCUACCAUUCAAUGACAUAUACUAUACGCCCUCGGAAGAAACCAAAAUGAAAUCACAGCACCAGAACCAUGAAACUGUGAAUGACAAAAAUUGAUUCAAAUUUCUUCCUUUGUUCUUUUUACCCUUAUCUUAGUCUUCCGGGGUAUCUUUAAUCACCCUGCAAGCCCUAAGUUGGUUAUGCAUGAAAACAGUCUGCAGUGUCUGGUCUUAAUGUUUUAUUCUUUAUUUGUACAUAAAUUUAAAUUUAACUCAGGUUAGUUUUGGCAAUGUGAAUUCUGUUAAUCGCCAAGGGUUUAAUGAGUCGCCAUGAGUCUAUUGAAACUGUGAACUCAUUCAUUGUUUAACUCAGUUAAUGUACAUUCCAAGUUAUUCCUGUAUCCAAAAAAAAUUUCAUCAUCAA